UGAUUGAAUGCAGCCGCCUGCCGCAGCCGGAGUGGCUGCACAGGAGUGCACCCUGGCCGUGACAUUUAUUCGUCGUUUAUAAGUUAUCAACAUUUUUUUUGUAUGCCCUUUUUGUCGAAGAAAACUUUUUAAAGGGCAACACACUAAAUAUGCAAUAUUUUCCCCAAAAAAACAUUUCUAAGUGGAAUAUUUGACGUGGAGUGCCUUGAAAGACUCCCUGCAUCUCAGCGCGAGAGCAUCAGUCAGACACCGCCUGGACGACACGCCCGGACCCGAGCCGACGGACCGGACCGGACCAGACCGGAUCGAUGCAGGCUUCUUGCUGACUCUUGUCGUCGGUGGACGCUCAGUAAACAAGCAGUGGUUGCUCGCUAACCUUUUCCCGCGCCUGGCUUUUCUCGUCUGGACGCUUCCAACCCAGUCACAAAAUGGCGGACAUGACAGAUCUGCGACCCUCCUACGCCAUGUCUCCCGUCCUGGCGGGCUUCCUUGGAGCGGGCGUCCUGGUUCUGGUGGUGAUCGUGGUGAUCCUGCUGUGGUCCUUCUGCCAGCGUCGUUACCUGCACGCGUCGGGGCGCUACAAGCUGCACGGCGACCGCUACUGCGACGCUGAGGACCCGCCUUACAAGUUCAUCCACAUGCUGAAGGGCAUCAGCAUUUACCCAGAGUCCCUCAGCAGCAGCAAGAGGAUUGUGCGCAGCGCCAGGCGUACCGAGCGGGACGGAGAGCGAGGGUGCUCAUCGGCCGGCGGGAGGGGCCUGGUGCUGGUGGACGCGGAAAACAACAUCCUGGAUGUCCCGGGUCAGCUGCAGAUGAGUCACCUGGUGGCCCCCGCCGGAGCGGGCCACGCCCACGCAGAGCGAGCCUUACCCGUCCGCGCCGACUACUGCUGCCUGGACAGCAGCUCGGCCAGCAGCAGCAGCCAGACCAGCAGCAAGACCGCCUCGCCUUUCACCCCUGCCUCCUCCGAGCCCGAGCCAGAGGCCAGCCUGGGCGCCGUCAGCCUCACCGUGGACUACAACUUCCCCAAGAAGGCGCUAGUCGUCACCAUCGUCGGGGCCCGGGGCCUCCCCGCCAUGGAUGAGCAAGCCGGCAGCUCCGACCCGUAUGUGAAGAUGACCAUCCUGCCGGAGAAAAAGCACCGCGUCAAGACCCGCGUGCUGAGGAAGACUCUGGACCCGCUCUUCGAUGAGACCUUCACCUUCUACGGCGUGGCCUACAGCUCGCUGCCUGAGCUCACGCUGCACUUCCUGGUCCUCAGCUUCGACCGCUUCGCUCGCGACGAUGUCAUCGGGGAGGCGGUGGUGCCGCUGAAGGGUGUGGACCCGAGUACGGGCCGAGUCCACCUGAGCCAGCAAAUCACCAAAAGGAACAUGCAGUGCGAAAGCCGAGGCGAGCUGCAGGCGUCGUUGUCGUACCAGCCGGUGUCUCACCGUCUCAGCGUGGUGGUCCUGAAGGCUCGACACCUGCCCAAGAUGGACAUAGCCGGCCUGUCUGCCAACCCCUACGUGAAAGUCAACGUCUUCUACGGCCGCAAGCGCAUCGCUAAGAAGAAGACUCACGUGAAGAAGUGCACGCUGAACCCGGUCUUCAACGAGUCCUUCAUCUACGACAUCCCGCCCGAGCUGCUGCCAGAGAUCUCGGUGGAGUUCCUGGUGGUCGACUUCGACCGCACUGCCAAGAACGAAGUCCUCGGCCGCCUGGUGCUCGGCCUCCAAAGCCCCGCCCCUACCGGCUCCUCCCACUGGCGGGAAGUCUGCGAGAACCCGCGUCGGCAGAUCUCCAAAUGGCACACCCUGAGCGAGUACUGAAGACCACGCUGGGACUGGACCAGCGAAGACUCCUGGAACUAGACUAAUCCAAUGUACAGCACUCACACACACACACACACACACACACACACACACACACACACACACACACACACAAUGUGAUGCUAGUUAUUAAACACUACUAUUAUCGUCAACAUGUGCAUCUGCUAAGAAAAUGCUGAGCUUUUGAAAAAGAAAAACGACGUUUGUGACGUCUCGCCUCUUGUGUGUGUAAAGCUAAGUAUAAGACCCUCCCCCAUCCCCUCCCCCCGUGGUUGUCACGGAGACUGCAUGUGUUUGUGAAGAACUAAACAAACUAAGAAGCUUCCGUCAUGCUGUGGUGGUCUCAGAGGUGAGUUAGCGUACAGGUAACCCACGCGUGUGUGUUUUUUUGCAGCAUGAAUGUUUGAUUUGUUUUUUGUUGCUUUGUGUCGCUACCAAGAUCUUCCGGAGGCCCCCGUGUCCACUCCCCGCCCUCCUGUCAGUCGCCAGGGCGUGUUGAGCCUGGCUGUCCAUCAAAGCAACAAUGCUAUUAAGAAUGCUAAGCUAACCACAUGGUCACAGUCGGUGCGAGCGACCCACAUUGCAAGGUACCUCACGGCAAAGCUCUCGACCUCAUAUUAUGAAAUGGGACUUUAUUGUCAUUGCACUAGAAAAGGGCAACUGACUUUUUGACAAAUCCGCCCAAAAUCAGACGUACAGUUGCAGGGUCAACAGAACGGGAAGGCUGAUGGAUAGGAAAGUCCCAAACUAAACUCCUAUGAGAGGGGGGGUUGCUCAGUUUGAGACCAGAAAAAAACCUCAAGCAAAGCACAUGAACGUAUAGAAUUUGUAGCGUCUUUGCUGCGCUGUCCUCUGGGGGGAAGUCUCGUCACAAAGUCCUUACCAUGUCGUUCCAGCUAGGGAAAAAAAUCCAGUUUAAAAUGUUCACGUUCGAACGAGCGUCGCCCUUAAAUUCAUCAUAACUUCGCCUUGCAGAGCAGACAGCUUUUCCAAGAUGUUAUCCAGUUUGCAAUUUCGCCCAGAAACCACAAAAGUCUGAGUGCUUACAGCUCUGCUGGAUUCCGAAUUGGUCAAUACACCAGAGCAACGCUUACUCCAAUCAGCAGAUGUCCUGUUGUCAUGAUUCCAAAUAGGUAGAUGUCUUUAACAUCCCUGACUAGAAAGCCCCGUUUACACUGCACACCAAAUCUGAUUUUUUUUUUGCCCUCAAGUGACACCAAUUUUUCGCUAGUCUAAACGCUCCAAAGUGCUUCAGAUCUGAUCUUUUCGCUUCAGAUUCAGUCCACGUCAGGAGGUAGUCCAAAUCCAGUUGGAAACCAAUCUUUUCAAAUGUGACUUGGCGACUUUCACAUCGUCUUUGGGCGAGCUGCAUCAUUCGUGUGCACAGGCAAAGACACAGCCCGCCAGCCUAAGCGGCUACGUCAUCACAACAUCCGGUUUCUGGAAGCAAAGUAUUUUUUCGGCGGCCAAAUUGUAAAUAACGAAUGAUAGGCUAUAUUUAAUAUAAUAUAUACUUUAAUUUCAAUGAAAAAGCGAUUGUUGAAGGGCCGGAAUUGAUGUGUACGCUGUCUUGUAUUUGCUUACAUGUUACGUACAUUGCGUAAGUUGUUUACGUAAGGGAGUUGAAAAAUUAAGCUAACGUAGAUCCACGCUGAUGUCUGUGCCUCCAUUACUUAACAACCAUAAAAAGAUUAGAACCCUCCCAAAUUUUGUGGUAGUGACUUCUUUGUUCAUUUAUGAAAUCUGGUCAACUUCCUAUUAGAGAUGUCCGAUAAUAUCGGGCUGCCGAUAUUAUCGGCCGAUAAAUGCUUUAAAAUGUAAUAUGGGAAAUUAUCGGUAUCGGUUUCAAAAAGUAAAAUUUAUGACUUUUUAAAACGCCGCUGUGCGGAUUGGUACACGGACGUAGGGAGAAGUACAGAGCGCCAAUAAACCUUAAAGGCACUGCCUUUGCGUGCCGGCCCAAUCACAUAAUAUCUACGGCUAUUCACACACACAAGUGAAUGCAAGGCAUACUUGAUCAACAGUCAUACAGGUCACACUGAUAUGCGCCACACUGUGAACCCACACCAAACAAGAAUGACAAACACAUUUCGGGAGAACAUCCGCACCGUAACACAACAUAAACAAAACAGAACAAAUACCCAGAACCCCUUGCAGCACUAACUCUUCCGGGACGCUACAAUAUACCCCCCCCCCUCCCACACACACACACACUUCAACCCCGCCCCCCCAACCGAGCAUGUCAUGUUAAAAAAAAUAAUGCACUUUGUGACUUCAAUAACAAAUAUGGCAGUGCCAUGUUGGCAUUUUUUUCCAUAACUUGAGUUUAUUUAUUUUGGAAAACCUUGUUACAUUGUUUAAUGCAUCAAGCGGCGCAUCACAACAAAAUUAGCCAUAAUAAUGUGUCCAUUCCACGACUGUAUAUAUCGGUAUCGGUCGAUAUCGGAAUCGGUAAUUAAGAGUUGGACAAUAUCGGAAUAUCGGAUAUCGGCAAUAAAGCCAAUAUCGGACAUCUCUACUUCCUAUGUUUUAAAUUUUAGUCGAACUGCGCAUGCAAGUGACAUCGAGGCCACAUUAGGACCACACUGGGGGCACAUUGGGGCCGGUGCACGUUUAUACUACAGUCUGGUUUAUAUCACUUUUUAUUUGCAGUGUGAACAGUCAGCUGGGGAAAAAAAACAGAUUUCGAAAAAAUUUGAUUGGGGCCACCUUGGCCUGUGGUGUAAACGUAGUCAAAGAGUCGCAAGGCACACAACCCCCCACUUCUCCCAAAAGCCCAUGGUGUGUCUAGCAAGAACCGUUCCAUCAAGACAGGCAGGUUCCCCAGAACUCGGUCUUCUUGUCAAUUCCGUUGAGAGGCCGGUUGAUCAAUUCCAUUGUUUAGAUUUUGAAGAGCCGGGCAAAAAAAGGCUCCAAGACAAGCAAAGCAAACGCAGGAGAGACAGGGGAGAGGGUAGGAAAAGCAUCCGCCUUCGAUGAGAGCCAGAGAGUAGAUAUUUCUCUGUUUACAUCUUUCUGCCGUGAUGAUGAUGUCAUUGUUUAUUGUUAAGUCACAACAUCAGCCAACAUACUUUCUUGAUAUCCUGCCAGCUGGCGGUGCUGUUGUCCCCAGAAAAGUACACAUGGUGUCGAUCCGGUGCGCUUGUGAACACGUACACGUGUCCAACUUUGGUCUACCGGUUUUUAACAUCAACUUUUUUUACUUAAAUUCCAACAUUUUGCUCUUUAUUACCAUUUUUUUGUUGUAAUUAUAUUUUGAGGGCCCUUAAGUACCCGUGAGCUGCAAAUCGGAGAGCUGCAGUUUGGACAACCCUGCCACAAUGUAACGUUUUGAAAGUCAUGUGACCUGACCUUGCAUCGCUCGUAGCUAACAGGAAGUAGCCGACAUCCCAGUGUCCACCGGACAUACCCCUAAAGCUCCUCCCAUCAAUCUGUGGCGUGAACGAGGCGUCACGGAGACUGUAGAUUUUGUACAGACUUCCUGUUUGAUGAACGUUUCCCUGCUGUAGACCUGAAUGAUGCUAACCUUCCUUUGACGUGCAAAUAAAGAAGUUAGCCUGA
This is a messenger RNA of Entelurus aequoreus (snake pipefish), 5375 nucleotides long. RefSeq names its product synaptotagmin XIb (gene syt11b). The transcript has 5 exons. Gene Ontology annotation, cellular component: axon; synapse; membrane. The record is from RefSeq and is a predicted model, not a curated record. Gene Ontology annotation, molecular function: clathrin binding; SNARE binding; phosphatidylserine binding. Bases 429 to 1811 code for a protein of 460 amino acids. NCBI's taxonomy places the organism in Eukaryota, Metazoa, Chordata, Actinopteri, Syngnathiformes, Syngnathidae. Gene Ontology annotation, biological process: regulation of dopamine secretion; regulation of calcium ion-dependent exocytosis; calcium-ion regulated exocytosis.